This is a messenger RNA of Hippopotamus amphibius kiboko, 782 nucleotides long. RefSeq names its product signal sequence receptor subunit 4 (gene SSR4). The transcript has 6 exons. NCBI's taxonomy places the organism in Eukaryota, Metazoa, Chordata, Mammalia, Artiodactyla, Hippopotamidae. Bases 204 to 725 code for a protein of 173 amino acids. The record is from RefSeq and is a predicted model, not a curated record. Gene Ontology annotation, cellular component: membrane; endoplasmic reticulum; endomembrane system.
CGCCGCCAUCGCCAUCUUGGGGGGGCGGCCAGCUAGGCCCCUGGUCCGGGGAGGGGACACGUCAGUGCCGCCGGCGACGUCACAGGCCCUCCCGGCCCGCCGGCGCUUGAUUGGCUGCUGCAGCCGCUUACGCGUCGCGCUUCCUCGUCUGCUCCUCGUGUUCAGGGGAGUCGCUCUCUUUUUCCCUCGGCAGAGAAGAGGCGAUGGCGGCGCUGGCAUCUCUCGGCGCCCUGGCGCUACUCCUGCUGUCCGGCCUCUCCUGCUGCUCAGGAGAGGCCUGUGUGGAGCCCCAGAUCACCCCUUCUUACUAUACCACCUCGGAUGCCGUCAUUUCUACUGAGACUGUCUUCAUUGUGGAGAUCUCCCUGACUUGCAAGAACAGGGUCCAGAACAUGGCUCUUUAUGCUGACGUCAGUGGGAAACAAUUUCCUGUCACCCGGGGACAGGACGUGGGACGAUAUCAGGUGUCCUGGAGCCUAGACCACAAGAGCGCCCACGCGGGCACCUACGAGGUCAGAUUCUUUGACGAGGAGUCUUACAGCCUCCUGAGGAAGGCUCAGAGAAAUAACGAGGACAUUUCCGUCAUCCCGCCGCUGUUCACAGUCAGCGUGGACCAUCGGGGCACCUGGAACGGGCCCUGGGUCUCCACUGAGGUACUGGCCGCCGCCGUUGGCCUAGUGAUCUACUACCUGGCCUUCAGCGCCAAGAGCCACAUCCAGGCCUGAGGGUGGUACCCCCCACCCCCGCUGCUCCUUUCAAUAAACAGUUACCAGCUAUCCUAA